GAUGGUCCACGUGUUCAGUCACGGUCUGACGAAGAUGGCUCACAUGUCCAGUCACGAGCUGGGGGAGAUGGCUCACGGGUCCAGUCACCAGCUGCAGAAGAUGGCUCACAUGUCCAGUCACGAGCUGGGGGAGAUGGCUCACGUGUUGACUCACGGUUUGAGAAAGGUGGCUUACGUAUCCAGUCACCAGCUGCAGAGGAUGGCUCACGCAUUCAGUCACCAGAUGCAGAGGAUGACUCACGUGCCCAAUCACGUGCUAGCGAAGAUGGCAUACGUGUCCAGUCGCGAUCUGAAGAAGGUGGCUCACGUCUCCAGUCACAAGCUGGAGAAGAUGGCGGCUCACGUGUUCCUUCACGUAAUGGGAAAGAUGAUUCGCCUGGCCCGCCCGAGUCUGGGGGAGACAUAUCACGUGCUCCGUCUCAAUCUGAGGGAGAUGUUUCACGUGUGCAGUCACGAUAUGGGGAGGAUGGCUCACGCGUCCAGUCACCAGCUACAGAAGAUGGUUCACGUGUCCAGUCACGAGCUGGGGAAGAUGGCUCACGUGUUCAGUCACGAUCUGGAGAAGAUCGCUCACGCAUCCAGUCACGAGGUGCAGAAGAUCGCUCACGUGUCGAGUCACGAGCUGGGGAAGAUGGCUCACGUGUUCAGUCACGGUCUGGGGAAGAUGGCUCACGGGUCCAGUCACCAGCUGCAGAAGAUGGCUCACGUGUUCAGUCACGGUCUGGGGAAGAUGGCUCACGGGUCCAGUCACCAGCUGCAGAAGAUGGCUCACGUGACCAGUCACGAGCUGGGGAAGAUGGCUCACGUGUUCAGUCACGGUCUGGGGAAGAUGGCUCAUGGGUCCAGUCACCAGCUGCAGAAGAUGGCUCACGUGUUCAGUCACGGUCUGGGGAAGAUCACUCACGUAUCCAGUCACGAGAUGCAGAAGAUCGCUCACGUGUCCAGUCACGAGCUGCGGAAGAUGGCUCACGUGUUCAGUCACGGUCUGGGGAAGAUGGCUCACGUGUCCAGUCAUCAGCUGCAGAAGAUGGCUCACGUGUUCAGUCACCAUCUGGUGAAGAUGGCUCACGUGUCCAGUCACGUGCAAGGAAAGACGGCUUACGUGUCCAGUCACCGGCUGCAGACGAUGGCUCACGUAUUCAGUCACGGUCGGGCGAAGACGGCUCACGUGUCCAGUCACGAGCAAAGCAAGGUGGCUCACGUGUUCAUUCGCGAUCUGGGGAGGAUGGCUUGCAUGCUCAGUCACCAGCUGCAGAUGAUGGGUCACGUGUCCAGUCACGUGCAAGGGAAGAUGGCUCACGUGUCCAGUCACCAGGUGCAGAAGAUGGCUCACGUAUUCAGUCACCGUCGGGUGAAUAUGGUUCACGUGCCCAGUCACAAGCUGUGGAGGACAGCUCGCGAGUCCAGUCACAAGCUAGGGAUGAUGAUUCACAUGUUCAAUCACGAUCUGAUAGAGACUUCUCGCAAGCCCCAUUACCAGAUGGGGAAGAUGGCUCACGUGUUCAGUCGCGAUCAGAGGCAGGUAACUCGCAUGUUCCGUCAAGAGCUGAAGUGGAACAUGAUCGGGCUAGCUCAGCCACUAAAAGACCACUGAACUUUGUAUCAGAACUGGAUGGUCAGGCUGUUGUGCACUCGGCUGGGGCCGUACAGACUUAUUACGGACGGCUCAAAAAGCGAGAACAUACUGGUCUAGAUAAGUCACCUCUCUUGGAUACCCCAGAUCAGCUGCAAGUAGUUACGGGCAGUCCAAAUGUGCCAGUCGAUGCAGCAAAUGAAAACGUAGCCGUUGCUGUGCAUAAGGACCUGGGCAUUCCAGUGGCAAACAACAUUGGAACCACUUUAGAACCCAGAGAGCAAACACUGACGCCGGCCAUAGAAAGUGAACAUGCCACAUCUCCACUUAGCAGUCAACCGGCACUGGAGACCGAGGCAGAGCCCGGGCAUGCUUAUGAAGAGGGUCGAGCGGGCAGCUCCAGCAACGCUCUGGCAGAGUCCUCUGCCGGGCCAGGCGACGCCACGGAGGUGGACGAAGUUGACGCGCGCUCGCAGCAUUCUGAGGACAACUACGACCCGCUGGCGGUGACUCAGUCGGUGGUGCUGCCUGAAGGGCUGGCAGAAGGGAGCCAAUCAACGCUCUUGGAGAAGCCCAGCACGCCCUUCCCGCAGACGGACGAGAGAGAGGGCAGUAGCGUGGAGUCCGCAGUCAACGCCAGGCGAGCGAACGGGGAGGAGGAUAGUGAUGAGUAUGGAGAGGUCGACGGCGUCAUGAAGGCGGCAGAUGAUAGUGACAUGGGGGAAGCACAUGUCCUAAAUGAAGGAAAGGAACUAGUUGUCGGAGACGCCGACGAUAAACAAAGCAGCAAGUUCCGGACGCAAGAUGAUAAACCAGCUGAUGAGAAUGAUGUCAUUCGUGAGGCGAAGUCCAGUCGGGCUCGAGAUGAAAUCAACGCGAGUUUUCUUGGGGACAAAGACAAGCAAGAGAGCACGUCCGUAAUGAAUGACACCAGCCCGAGAGAUAUAGAACAAGACACGGGAAGCCCUGGUACUUGGUAUAGCCGGGCUCAGAACAACAUCAAAGGACUUUUUGUGGCAAGCGAUGAUGGGAAACAGGAGAGAAAUUCAUAUAUACAAGAAGACGAUGUUGACAAGGAAGAUCAGACUGAAAAUAAGAACGACGAAAAGUCUGAUGCUAGUUCAACCCAUACCCUGGGCGAAAUUACAAGAGUCUCUACGUCAAGGGACGGCGACGAAAAAGAGGAAGGCAAUACGCAGGCUCAAGAAGACAGCCAAGAGCGUGAAAACACCAGCGAGGAAGGUGGAACGUCUGGCAACUGGCUCAGCUGGGCUCGCGAUGAGGUCAAAGGAGUGUUUGUCGGAGAUGAACAAAGCCAAGAGGAAGAAAAUUCCACGACAAAGGAUGAAACCCAUGAAGAAAAAGACGGAAAGAGUGAUGAAGAAGGGUCGGAUAGCUGGUUCAGUCGUGCUAAAGAGGGAGUAAAAGACAUGUUUGUCCCUGAAGAUGCGAAGCAGGAUGCUGCACAAGCGCAGGGCAGCAAUCCAGAAGUUGAAAAUGAAAACGAUGAGGAGGGAAAGUCAGGAAAUUGGUUAAGUCAUGUCGGACAGGAAAUUAAAGGAGUGUUUGUCGGUGACGAUGAAGUGAAAGAGGAAGGCAACACCCAGGCUCAGGAAGACAACCAAGAGCAUGAAAACACCAACGAGGAAGGUGAAACGUCUGGCAACUGGCUCAGCAGGGCUCGCGAUGAGGUCAAAGGAAUUUUUGUCGGAGAUGAACAAACCCAGGAGGAAGAAAACUCCACGACAAAGGAUGAAACCCAUGAAGAAAAAGACGGAAAGAGUGAUGAAGAAGGGUCGGAUAAUUGGUUCAGUCGUGCUAAAGAGGGAGUAAAAGAUAUGUUUGUCCCUGAAGACGCGAAACAAGAUGCUGCGCAAGCGCAGGGCAGCAAUCCAGAAGUUGAAAACGAAAACGAUGAGGAAGGAAAGUCAGGAAAUUGGUUAAGUCAUGUCGGACAGGAAAUUAAAGGAGUGUUUGUCGGUGACGAUGAAGUGAAAGAGGAAGGCAACACCCAGGCCCAAGAAGACGACCAAGAGCGUGAAGACACCAACGAGGAAGGUGAAACGUCUGGCAACUGGCUCAGCAGGGCUCGCGAUGAGGUCAAAGGAGUUUUUGUCGGCGAUGAACAAACCCAGGAGGAAGAAAACUCCACGACAAAGGAUGAAACCCAUGAAGAAAAAGACGGAAAGAGUGAUGAAGAAGGGUCGGAUAAUUGGUUCAAUCGCGCUAAAGAGGGAGUAAAAGACAUGUUUGUCCCUGAAGACGCGAAACAAGAUGCUGCGCAAGCGCAGGGCAGCAAUCCAGAAGUUGAAAACGAAAACGAUGACGAGGGAAAGUCAAGGAAUUGGUUAAGUCAUGUCGGACAGGAAAUUAAAGGAGUGUUUGUCGGUGACGAUGAAGUGAAAGAGGAAGGCAACACCCAGGCUCAGGAAGACAACCAAGAGCAUGAAAACACCAACGAGGAAGGUGAAACGUCUGGCAACUGGCUCAGCAGGGCUCGCGAUGAGGUCAAAGGAGUGUUUGUCGGUGAUGAACGAACCCAGGAGGAAGAAAACUCCACGACAAAGGAUGAAACCCAUGAAGAAAAAGACGGAAAGAGUGAUGAAGAAGGGUCGGAUAAUUGGUUCAGUCGUGCUAAGGAGGGAGUAAAAGAUAUGUUUGUCCCUGAAGAUGCGAAACAGGAUGCUGCACAAGCGCAGGGCAGCAAUACAGAAGUUGAAAACGAAAACGAUGACGGAGAGAAGUCUGGGCAUUGGUUCGGUCGUAUUGGAGAGGAAAUAAAAGGAGUCCUUGUUGGGGAUGAGGACGAUAGGCAGGAGGGUACUUCUCAAGCACAAGAGCAAAGCCAGGUGGGCCAUGUGCAAGACAAAGAGGAGGGAAAGUCAGGCAGUUGGUUUAGCCGAGCUCGUAAGGAAAUAAAGGAUAGCUUUCAGGGCCUGAAGGAAAACGUGACUGACACGUUUCGUAUCGCGGAGCACUCCACCCGACCGGCGACUGGGAAUGAUGCGCCAUCCGGCAAGGCCGUUCGGAAGUAGUCUGUGAAACUACACAACGACCAUGAGGAGAAAACACUGUUUCGUCAAGCAAAAGAUAAUCAUGUGUGUCCAGGGCAGAGGCGCAAAAUCAUAACUUUUAGAUUACCCACUGAAGCGGUGCCUCACAUCUCUAGUGAUGGGAUCGCUUAACAAAUUGUGUGGAUUGGUGUCGAAGUAAGUUGCACAUAAACGUUGAGCACCAAUGUGCGCAAAUUCGCCAGUAUAGCGCGAUAUAUGCACACGCUUGACUACUUCUGCGUGCGGUUUUGCACUUUUGCCGCCGACUGUGACGAAUACGUCAUGUGUUUGUUUGAUGGUCUGGCGGGUCUUUCAGACGAGUCACGCGUUCUGCCUCGCCAUUUUGUCUGGAGUAAAUGUGGCACAAGCGAA
Molecule: messenger RNA, 4998 nt
Organism: Pollicipes pollicipes
Lineage: Eukaryota; Metazoa; Arthropoda; Thecostraca; Pollicipedomorpha; Pollicipedidae
Product: high mobility group nucleosome-binding domain-containing protein 5
Exons: 1
Coding region: 2266-4608 (780 amino acids)
Source: RefSeq, a predicted model, not a curated record